Messenger RNA from Anguilla rostrata (American eel), 6202 nucleotides. RefSeq names its product cache domain containing 1 (gene cachd1). The record is from RefSeq and is a predicted model, not a curated record. Gene Ontology annotation, molecular function: voltage-gated calcium channel activity. NCBI's taxonomy places the organism in Eukaryota, Metazoa, Chordata, Actinopteri, Anguilliformes, Anguillidae. Gene Ontology annotation, cellular component: voltage-gated calcium channel complex. Bases 287 to 4165 code for a protein of 1292 amino acids. The transcript is spliced from 27 exons.
GAUACUCAGACUCUCACUUUACUCUGAGUUUGUCCGAGUGUAUGGAAGCACACAGGGGAAGACUGGUCGUUUUGUACUUUAUUUGAAUUAGAUUGAAUGAUUUUUCUCCUGUAAACGGACACCACGAGGAUGCAUUGAUGGUCCAACAUCGACGGAGGUCGUUUUGAUUUCAGGACACGUUUUAGUAACGAAGUUGAGUAGCUAGCUGUAGCUUGCUAGUUCCCUUCAAGUUUUCCCAAGGCUGCAGAGCGAAUUCCCAGUUUACUAUUUAGCUAAGCCAGCCAUCAUGGCGAGGCGGGCAAUGAAAGGAUCUGUGAUUUUAACCUGUAUCACUUCCUCGGUUUGGCAUAAGAACUCUCAACUUCAGUGGAAUAAAGACAAACUUAUUACCUGGAGCUUCAUUACGUUCUGUUCGCUUAUAUGCUGUGGAUUUUGUGGUGCAGACAGUGAGUUUUCAAUCUUGGAAGAAGCACAAGUUUUAGCAGUUCAAAUGAAAAAGCUGUCUUCGCAGGAGCUGGGAGUUUUCGCUAUGCAGAGAAUCUUCAACUCCUUCGUGUACACUGAAAAGACUUCAAACGGCGAGACCGAAGUGCAGCAGCUGGCGAAAAAGAUACGCGAGAAGUUCAACCGCUACCUGGAUGUUGUGAACAGAAACAAGCAGGUGGUGGAGGCGUCUUACACUGCCCACCUGACCUCCCCGCUCACUGCCAUCCAGGACUGCUGCACCAUUCCUCCCUCUAUGAUGGACUUUGAUGGCAAUUUCAACACGAAUGUCUCCAAAACCAUCUGCUGUGACCGCCUGUCCCCCACUGUCAACAGCCGGGCGUUUAACCCGGGCCGGGACCUCAAUUCAGUGCUUGCCGACAACCUGAAGUCCAACCCUGGGAUCAAGUGGCAGUAUUUCAGCUCGGAGGAGGGGAUAUUCACUGUGUUCCCAGCCCACAAGUUCCACUGCAAAGGGACCUAUGAGCAUCGGAGCAGGCCCGUGUACGUAUCGGCGGUGCGGCCCCAGUCCAAGCACAUAGUGGUGAUCAUCGACCACGGCGCCUCGGUCACCGACACCCAGCUCCAGAUCGCCCGGGACGCCGCCCUGGUCAUCCUCAACUCCAUCGACGAGCACGACAAGAUCUCAGUGCUGACGGUGGCUGAUACUGUGCGUUCCUGCUCCUUGGACCAGUGCUACAAGACCUUCCUGUCCCCGGCCACCAGCGAGACGAAGAGGAAGAUGGGCUCCUUCAUCAAUAACGUCAAGGCCUCCGACAGCCCCACCCAGCAUUCCCUGGGCUUCCAGAAGGCCUUUCAGCUCCUCAGGAACACCAGCAAUGUCACCAGGCCGCAGACCAACACCGACAUGGUGAUCAUCUACCUCUCUUCGGGCGUCACCUCCCCAGACUCCUCCGACGGCGAGAAGAGAGAGACGCUGGGCGUGGUGAAGGAGGAGAACCGUCACCUCAACAACUCGGUCAUGAUCCUCACCUACGCGCUGAUGAACGAGGGGGUGACUGGUCUGAAGGAGCUGGCUUUCCUGAGGGACCUGGCGGAGCAGAACUCGCUGAAGUACGGCAUGCCGGACCGCUCCGCCCUGCCCGUGGUCAAGGGCAGCAUGAUGGUGCUCAACCAGCUGAGCAACCUGGAGACCAGCGUGGGCCGCUUCUACAUCAACCUGCCCAACCGCAUGAUCGACAUGGCCGGCUUCAGCCUGCCCUACACUGACCCCAUGGGGGACGGCUUCAUCAUGACGGUGAGCCGGCCCUGCUAUUUCGGCAACCUGCUGCUCGGGGUCGUGGGCGUCGACGUGAACCUGGCCUACAUCCUGGAGGACGUGACCUACUACCAGGAUUCCCUGGCGUCCUACACCUUCCUCAUCGACAACAAAGGCUACACCCUCAUGCACCCGUCACUCACCCGGCCCUACCUGAUGACCGAAGCCCCCCUGCACACUGACAUCAUCCACUACGAGAAUAUCCCAGGAUUCCAGCUGGUCAGGCAGAACAUCCUCAGCCUGCCUCUGGGCAGCCAGGUCAUCACCGUGCCUGUGAACUCCUCGCUCUCCUGGCACAUGAACCGCCUGCGAGACCCCAGCCGAGAGGCCUACAACGUCAGCUACGCCUGGAAGCUGGUCCAGGACACCUCCUUCAUCCUGUGCAUCGUCUACGUCCAGCCCGAGAUCCCGGUCAAGCACCUGAAGAACCUCAACACCGUCCCCAGCAGCAAGCUGCUGUACCACCGCCUGGACCUCCUGGGCCAGCCCAGCUCCUGCCUGCACUUCAAGCAGCUCGCCACCGUGGAGAGCCCCACGGUGAUGCUGUCUGCCGGAAGCUUCUCCUCCCCCUACGAGCACCUGAGUCAGCCCGAGACCAAGCGCAUGGUGGAGCACUACACCGCCUACCUCAGUGACAACACCCGCCUCAUCGCCAACCCGGGGCUGAAGUCGUCUGUCAGAAAUGAAGUAAUGGCUACCAGUCACGUAACCGAUGAAUGGAUGACACAAAUGGAAAUGAGUAGCCUGAACAGUUACAUUGUGCGUCGUUACAUAGCAACGCCCAAUGGGGUGCUGCGGAUUUACCCAGGCUCUCUCAUGGAUAAAGCCUUCGACCCCACCAGGAGACAAUGGUACCUGCAUGCUGUGGCCAACCCCGGUCUCAUCACCUUCACUGGCCCGUACCUGGAUGUGGGCGGGGCCGGCUACGUGGUCACCAUUAGCCACACUAUUCACGCCUCCAGCUCUCAGAUGGCCUCUGGCUAUGCGGUGGCAGUGAUGGGUAUUGACUUCACCCUGCGCUACUUCUACAAAGUGCUGCUCGACCUGCUACCCAUCUGCAACCAGGACAAAGGCAACAAAAUUCGUUGUUUCAUCAUGGAGGACAGGGGGUACCUUGUAGCUCAUCCCACGCUGAUCGACCCUAAAGGACACGCCCCGGCUGAGCAGCAGCACAUCACGCACAAGGAGCCGCUGGUCGCCAACGACAUUCUCAACCACCCCAACUUCGUCAAGAAGAACCUGUGCAACAGCUUCAGCGACCGCACAGUGCAGCGCUUCUACAAGUUCAACACCAGCAUCGUGGGUGACCUGACGAACCUGGUCCACGGGAGUCACUGCUCCAAGUACCGUCUGACGCGGAUCCCCGGCACCAACGCCUUCGCCGGCAUCGUGAACGAGACGUGCGACUCGCUGGCCUUCUGCGCCUGCAGCACGGUGGACCGGCUGUGUCUCAACUGCCACAGGAUGGAGCAGAAUGAAUGCGAGUGUCCGUGUGAGUGCCCUCUAGAGGUGAACGAGUGUACUGGAAACCUCACCAACGCGGAGAACAGGAACCCGAGCUGCGAGGUGCACCAGGAGCCCCUCUCUCUGACGGUCAUAGACUCCAGCCUGCAGGACACGCUGCCCCAGUGCAUCAACACCCGCUGCAGCCAGCGCUUCACCAGCAGCGACUGCUUCGGGGUGCUGGACUGCGAGUGGUGCAUGGUGGACAGCGAUGGGAAGACUCACCUGGACAAGCCCUACUGCGCCCUACAGAAGGAGUGCUUCGGAGGGAUUGUGGGAGCCAAGAGUCCUUACAUGGAUGCAAUGGGACACCUGGAUGACGAGGUGACUCCUCUCAACAUGAUCAAGAGCGCGCCGGUGGGACCUGUGGCCGGAGGCAUCAUGGGAUGCAUAAUGGUCCUCGUGCUGGCCGUGUACGCGUACCGGCACCAGAUCCACCGCCGCAGCCACCAGCACAUGUCCCCGCUGGCGGCCCAAGAGAUGUCCGUCAGGAUGUCCAACCUGGACAACGAGCGGGACGAGAGGGACGAGGACAGCCACGAGGACAGGGGGAUAAUCAGCAACACGCGCUUCAUCGCCGCGGUGAUCGAGAGACACACGCACAGCCCUGAGCGUAGGAGGAGGUACUGGGGAAGGUCUGGCACAGAAAGUGACCAUGGUUACAGCACCAUGAGUCCCCAGGAGGACAGUGAGAACCCGCCCUGCAACAACGAUCCCCUGUCGGCAGGCGUGGACGUGGGUAACCACGACGAGGACAUGGAUCUGGACACGCCCCCUCAGACCGCCGCCCUGCUCAGCCACAAGUUCCACCCGUACCGACACCCGCACCACCACCCGCUGCACCACGCCCACCACCUGCAGGCCGCCGUCACCGUGCACAGCGUUGAUGCGGAGUGCUGAUUGGCACAUCCCUUCUGCCCCUCCCCCCCUUCCGCUACCACCCCCCCACCCCACCCCCGCAAACAGCUGCUGCGUGAGCUGCACUCAAAUCCCAUCCCAGAAGAGACGUUUGAUCCCACUCAACCUGCUGGAGGUGAGAGGAAGGGAUGGACUGGGCGAGGAGGAACAAAGCAGACCCCAGCUAUUCAGCCCCGCUGGAGAUUUCCUCUGAGGGACUCACGUGACCUUUACAGGACAACGCUGGCGGAAAUGGGAAGUGUGAACUGUGCAGCAGGAAGAGUGAGAGAAACGGCGCCUGUUUGGUGGUUGGGGGGUGGAUUCCUUACGAAAUGUAAACAGUGCAUCUCAGAUUUGUUUUUAACAAAAGGAUUAUUUUUCUACUAUUUAUUUAACUGGAACUGAAAUGAACAAAUUCAGUAGGUGAAUCUGAGCUAAGGGCUCAUGUCCUAUUGACUCCUCCUGUUUGAACACGCCCUUUAAAUUGUGACUGCAGCAGGUGGGAAAUGGACAUGCGGCACCUUUAUUUGUAUUGGGGGGGGGGAAUGACUCCAUUUUAAACGGUUUUACAUAACAUACGAGAGCGACGAACAUGAACCGAAGAUGAUGCAAUCGAAAUUGUUAAGCUAAAAAUGCUUGAAACUGGUUACUCCAAGACUGCAAGAAUCACAACUUUCUUUUAAAGAUUUUUUUUUUUUUUAACGCAAAAGGAUGUCAAAGCCUUAGACCCGGAGGGCGCGUCUCUGCGCCGGGCCAAAUUUGCGGUCUUCAGAGCCAGGGGCCGUGUCAGGCUCGGAGCGAAUGUCAUCCCCUCUCAGGCCCAGGCUGUGUGGGACUGAGGGCGCGCGAAGCCUCGUUUGACUCCUCCAUCAGGAUCGCCGCCGCCUUUCUCGCGUCUGUGACUGUGUGUCUCCUGGCGGAAAACAUCAGUGUUGAGUGGGCUCAGUUUGUUUGGAAGCUGCCUUAAAGCUUCCGGGCUUGUGCCACUGAACCCCUGCGUUCAGCACACGCCUCGGGAUGCGUUCUGUGAGCGAGCCGGAUCCAGGUGAAUUAAAAGGGACGCACAGACGCACUCUGUCUCCGGUGAAGGCACCACUUCAUUGGUUUCGUUUUUAAGUGUGAUUCUCGAUAUGAAUUGCUUUUGUGUUUAAACAUCGGCCCAGUGCACUGUUGACGAGAAGGGACUGUCAGAACAGUCCCUCUUCCCCAGAUGAACGUUUUAUGUUUGGAUUGGUUACUUCGGCAAAAUCAGAGAAAAGAAUUGUAUUAAUUUAGUUUAGAAGUGGACUAAUCUGGUGUUCUCCGAGUUGUCUGAUCCCAACAAUAUAAUGUCUAUGAAUGUUUUUUAAAUAACAAAUAGCUAUACAUGUGUUUUACACUCCAUUAGAAAAAACCUUGUUUUUUUCCUGUGUAAAGUGUAUAGGUUGUGUGUUCUUGAUAAUCUUCAGUUUACUCUGGGUUGUUUUGAACUUUAAAAAAAUUGUACUGUUCAUGGUAUUGGACAAGACUAGCUUACUGAUACUUUAUGUCCAUAUUGGAAUUUAUGAUAGAUUGACUUUGGUGAUCUCAUUUUCCCCUCAAUAAGGUUAUAAACAGUUAAUAAAAUAUUUGACUGUUGGAAAAAUGUGUCCUCUAAUAUCACGGUUUUAGUCCAGGAAGACAAUUUUAUCCAGAUUCCUGGAAUUCAUGACAUUAUAAAUGUGUUUUUAUAAAAUCCCUCUUGUAAAUUGAAUAUUUCUGUUAUAGGUGAACAGAGAAGAAUUUCACUAUUAUUUCAGUCUUGUAGCAUCCUGUUACUCGCCUCUGGUAUUACCAUAACACAUCUUUGAGAGUACUGCCAUGUUGAUGGAGAACAUUAACAGUAUUUACUGUUGUAAACAAGUGUAAUCUUGUGUAUACUGAACACUAUGAAUUUCAUUAAUGUACUGAAGGAGCUUCAAUUUCUGUAUAUCAUUCCUCUUUUCCCUAUGUAAUAUAUAAAGAAAAUAAUGGAGAUUUAUUGCAACAUGAAUGUAAUAAAAGGUCCACUUCCAUACUUUA